Dibothriocephalus latus is the source of this 525-nucleotide messenger RNA. Lineage: Eukaryota; Metazoa; Platyhelminthes; Cestoda; Diphyllobothriidea; Diphyllobothriidae. The record is from the annotation of a GenBank genome assembly.
AUGCACACAAGCAGCAACCCACUGGAGGCGGAGACCCAGGAGAAGCUGAACCAGCUGAUCAAGUGCUGGUGGGUGGGGGACCGCACCUAUAUGGCCCUGCAAGCCGCCUGUCAGGGCGACAACGCCAUGCCCGGCUUCGCUGACUACUUCCACCUGCUGGGCAUUCGAUGCCGUGUUCAGGCGGAACUCACCACCAAGUAUGUGACUCUGCGCGGCGGUAAACUCAAGAUGGACACCUAUGGGCCAAUCACGGACGUUGAUCUGAUGUACUACAUUGGGAAGAAGAUGAUGCGACAUCAGACGCGCUCAAUCUACUGGGCUGCGAGGCACAUCACUGGCCUGGAGAACAGCAACAGCGCCUACCUGUACGAUCGGCUGACGAUGCGACCGCUGGUAGCGCGGAUGACGCGCGACAUCUACGCCCACCGUAGCUCAAAGUGGGCAGCCAUGACCAUGCAAAUGAUGAGCCCAGCUGAGAGGGCGUUUAUGGAGAACGACGAAACGACAGAACGACAAUGUCAAUAA